This is a messenger RNA of Ixodes scapularis (black-legged tick), 2270 nucleotides long. RefSeq names its product beta-1,3-galactosyltransferase 5-like. The coding region runs from base 518 to 1564 and encodes 348 amino acids. Lineage: Eukaryota; Metazoa; Arthropoda; Arachnida; Ixodida; Ixodidae. Gene Ontology annotation, cellular component: membrane. The record is from RefSeq and is a predicted model, not a curated record. The transcript is spliced from 3 exons. Gene Ontology annotation, molecular function: hexosyltransferase activity.
GCUACGGGUUGUUUAUCGGCGUAGAACGCCUGCAUUCAAGAGUCUGUCCAACUGCUUGAUCGGGAGUCACGUAGUCUACGGUCCGCGUUUGCAAUACGAGGUGCAGGAAGGAGACGAGAGCGCCUGUCGUCUGCAGGAGUUUUCGUCACCCCGCACGCCUGUCUCUUCUCCACGCUCAUGCGCACUAGCGACUAAGGCACCCGGGAGGCGCCUGCCAUCGACGUUUUGAGUUGCUCCUUCUCUCUCUUAAAUCUAGGCUCUUUCUAUCGGCGACGGCGGUGGCGCUGGCGUCGCCUCCGAUCUCUCGGCAGUGGAAAAAAGGAAAAAGGCGCACCGGUGAAGAACGCCGGCCGGAGGCAGCCAACACCGGUGCGGGCGUGCAUCUGCCUGUUGCAUCGUCGCAUCGUCCCCACGUCACCCCAGCGGCGGUCGCCCACUGAAGAGUGACGUCAGGCGUCCGGUCUCCAGUCUCGUCUGCUAUGACCCGGCUACGCUAAUUCAAGGCCUUGUCUGGACUAUGCACUAUCGCCGCUAUGCGUCAAGCUACGAAACGGGUGACCUCCUCACCACACCGGGCAUACCAUGGCAGGCAAUCUGCCGAAGCAAAAUGUGCGUCAAGACGUGCUUCUUCGCCGUCGCCACGUUCCUCGUCGGCAUGCUAUUCCUGGUCAGCGUCCGACUGUCCCUCGAAGAACAGCACGUCACCGUCGACUACGACCUCCCGCCCUUCCUGGACGGCUGGAAGGUGCAGCUGCACUGCCGCAGCCCCCUCGAAGUCCUCUUCUUUGUGCACACGGCAUCCGAACACGCGGCCCACCGCCAGUUCCUCAGGGAAACGCUGGGACAUAGCAGCAUCAGCGAGCAACUCAAAUCUGCACUCAUCUUUUUCGUGGGACAAUCCAAGAAUCUCACAACGAGGGCUGCCGUUCACGCAGAGGCCAAGGCAUUGGGCGACAUGGUCGUCUUUCCGUUCCUGGACACCUACCGGAACCUAACGUACAAGUUUGUCUACGGCCUCAAGUGGGUCACGGACAACUGCAGAGAUAGCGUGCGGUUCGUCGUCAAGAUAGAUGACGACGCAUUGGUCAACGUCUUCCUCUUGGCCGACUACUUGCGGAACAUCACCGACACGGAGGCCGAGUCGAGCAUCCACUGCCUCGCCUGGAGAAGAACUGUCGCGGUGCGCAACCGCAAGUCCAAGUGGUAUGUCACAAGGCAAGAGUAUCCGUCCAGAAUGUACCCGACGUACUGCGGUGGUCUCGGGUUCAUCUUACACUCCAAGCUCCUACCACUCCUCUUCAAUGCUUCGAGGCAAGCGCCGUUCCUGUGGGUGGACGACGUCUACUCUACGGGUAUCCUGGCCAAGGCUGCUCAUGUGGGUCACAUCCAAAUUCGGAGGUACUACGAACUCUAUCCCAACGAGACCGCGGCCAAUGUGAGACCAGACGCCAUGUUCACGCAUCUAGGAGUGCCCGGAUUGGUGGAGCAGAGGUAUCGUCUGUGGGACAACAUCUUGCAGAUGAAUAACGCCAGUGUGUCCCGGACAGAAGCCAGUGGCGGUUAGUGCGUUGGAAAGGUCUAUAGGUUUACGGGCAACUGACUUCCGAGAGGGCACACGCUACUGAGUGGUGGCGACUACGUCACAGAGAAGGAAAAACUAGUCAGCAAUUCCAUGUCGGCGACUGGUCGUGAUAAGGCUGAGCUUCACUUUGCUAGUGAAGCAACCAUGACGAUCUGGGGCCUGCGAAUCCCCGUUCUGCUGUUGUACAAGCAUUGUUGAUUGCGCGGUUUUGGGCUUGGGCGAGUCCCCGAGCGACAGUAAGUGCAUUUGCCAAGCUAGAACUGUGAUGAGCACUUGACGCUCCAAUGUUCCCCGUUCGUGUGUCACAUUUGAAAAAGGUCCAGCUUAGUGCACAAACUCUGUGCCCCCAUUGUAAGUUUGUUGACACAGCAGAUACUGUUGCAAAAAACUUACACAUUCACCCAAGAGCAGCUCAGAAAGAAUGUCAUACGACCUGGAUAUAAGAUAUUGUAUAGCAUUUGUUAGUACCUUGGUAAUGUCUCUUUGAUCGGAAUAGUGAGAAAUCGGAUAAUGCCACGAUGUGAAGUUUUCCACAGGACCACUUGUGACGCACGGCAGUUGUUACGGCAAGCAGUCCUGUUUAAGUGCUAUUUGUGCCCUUGUGGUGUGUACCAAGCAUGAGCUAACAUGACAUCUAUUGUGUUGUUGAAAGGUACGAGAGUAUAGCUAUAAACAUAUACCAUGCGGC